AUGUCCAAACGCCGCAGCAAACAGCGCCGGCGCCUAUCGCGCCGGGCAUCACAGGCCAGCCACAACCCGUUCGCACUGCUCCUGCCGUCGCCCAACCGCGCACCAUACCGGCACGUCAGCCGCGUGCAGAAGCCGCUUCAUCCGCCUCUGCGCCCUCCAGCCACAGCCUCAGUCCCGCCCACUGCUGCAGAGUGCGAACCGUCGGGAAUAGUCCUCGAUAUACAUUAUCCCACCAGGAGCUGGAGGAUCUCGCUGCCGCUGCCGGUACAGAUGCCGCGGCCGCUCGAGCUCCAGCUCGCACGACUGCCGGUUGCGGCGGACGAUGCUGAGCCCACUGUCACCACUAUAAUCACCACGGCUACUACCAUUGACCCCGCCUCCCCCGCCUCCCCCAGCGCACCAGACGAACCAGACGAACCAGACGAACCAACAAUACAGCUCCUCCCCCCCGCCACCCUGCAGCCCGCCGCCCCGCAGCCCACCACUCUCCCACCCGCAUCCGCCCUCACCACCCCUUCCCCCAACAAUAAGAAGAAAUCCGGCAGCGGCGGCGGCGGCGGAGGAGCAGGAGGUGAUAUGCAAUGGGAGCACGUAUGCCCACUAGUACUGUUCCGGGGCACGGAGACGGGCGAGAUGGAGAUGGGCGUGCUUGCGGCCGGAGCUGGAGCUGGAGGGCUGGGGACCGGGAUGGGGGAGAUGGAGUGGAGGAAGGAGCCCGAGCUGGCGGAGCUGGUGAGGGCUGCUGCUGCGGCUAGGUUUGCUGGGACUGGGAAUGUAGGGGCGGGGGCGGGUGCGGGUGCGAAAUAG
Molecule: messenger RNA, 807 nt
Organism: Tricharina praecox
Lineage: Eukaryota; Fungi; Ascomycota; Pezizomycetes; Pezizales; Pyronemataceae
Exons: 1
Coding region: 1-807 (268 amino acids)
Source: RefSeq, a predicted model, not a curated record